This is a messenger RNA of Wyeomyia smithii (pitcher-plant mosquito), 2395 nucleotides long. Its product is annotated as cationic amino acid transporter 2-like. NCBI's taxonomy places the organism in Eukaryota, Metazoa, Arthropoda, Insecta, Diptera, Culicidae. Gene Ontology annotation, cellular component: plasma membrane. Bases 352 to 2127 code for a protein of 591 amino acids. Gene Ontology annotation, biological process: amino acid transport; transmembrane transport. The record is from RefSeq and is a predicted model, not a curated record. The transcript has 4 exons. Gene Ontology annotation, molecular function: amino acid transmembrane transporter activity.
GUUCGUCAUUGCUUUUUAUUGGAAUGCUAGAUAAUUUUUUUUGCUGCCGCAAUCUCGUGUAAGCUGAGCGUUCCAAGCUAGAUGUGGUUCACGUCCAAGUCCAUUUUACGAUCGGUGAUCAAUUAAAAAUGAUUAAUUUACAUCAAUGCGGUGGACGGUGCAUUUAAAUGUUCAAUGAUGUGUGAGCUAAAUGAAGAGCACGUGUCUAUGGUUUUGUAAUAGGUAAUAAAACGCUUAAUAGUCUGUCAGGCACUAAAAAUUAUUCCUGAGUGGUGACAAAAAUGUCUUGUCAUGCGUCAAAUGUAUGGGCCCGCGGUCAAGCUAUACAUCUAAACUAGCUAACAGCCAACAAUGGAAACCCUCUUCAAUGCUAUGAGCCGGAAGAAACCCAAUGACGACGACGGCAGCCAUUCGAAGCUGGCACGCGUGUUGACACUGCUGGACCUAACGGGUCUUGGUGUUGGCAGUACGCUUGGAUUGGGAGCGUACGUUCUCGCUGGAUCAGUUGCAUACGAACAAGCCGGCCCGGGAGUAGUGGUUUCAUUUGUGAUUGCAGCGCUUGCUGCAGCGAUUGCCGGUCUUUGCUAUGCCGAAUUUGCCGCACGUGUUCCGAAAGCUGGAUCGGCCUACAUUUACACGUAUAUCACAAUCGGGGAGUUUGCCGCGUUUACCAUCGGGUGGAACUUGAUGCUGGAGUACAUAAUUGGAACGGCCAGUGUGGCACGUGGACUAAGCGGUUAUAUAGAUGCAUUAAUUGAUUACCGGAUAGCGGGUGCCAUGCGGAACAUUUGGGAGAUUCGUGUGAGCUUUUUGGGAUCGUAUCCCGAUGUGUUUUCAUUUAUGGUGGUUCUCACUAUCACUGCGCUAUUAGCCUACGGCGUGAAAGAGUCCACCAUCUUGAAUAACGUUUUCACUGGUGUCAAUCUGCUGGUUAUCGCUGUAGUUCUUAUAUCUGUUGGAACGAAAGCCGACCCAAUCAACUGGAACAUAAAGCCAGAGGAUAUUCCCUCUGAUAUACAUGCUGGUGUCGGGGGAUUCUUACCGUACGGGAUAGCAGGAGUGAUGGCAGGAGCUGCUAAGUGUUUCUAUGGUUAUGUAGGAUUUGACUGCAUCGCUACUACCGGAGAGGAAGCUCGGAAUCCUUCGAAGAACAUUCCACUGGCUAUCAUCUUCUCUCUUUUGAUCAUUUUUCUGUCGUAUUCUGGUGUCGCAACGGUUCUGACGAUGGCUUUGCCAUACUAUCUGCAAGAUCCAAUAGCGCCGUUCCCAAACCUUUUCGAUUGGCUUGGAUGGCAGGAGAUCAAAUGGAUCGUAUCGAUAGGCGCAAUUUUUUCACUAUGCACUAAUUCGUUGGGAGCCAUGUUUCCGUUGCCUCGUGUACUCUAUGCCAUGGCAUCCGAUGGGAUUAUGUUCCAAGGGCUGCGUCGAGUGAAUCCCAAAACCAAGACACCUAUUUUGGCUACAAUUAUUUCUGGGCUGGUGUCUGGAACCAUGGCAUUACUCUUCGAUCUACAGCAAUUGAUCGAUAUGAUGUCCAUCGGGACGUUGCUAGCAUACACAAUCGUUGCUGUAAGUGUCAUGGUCCUGAGAUAUGACAAGCAAGACAACUUUCAAACUACAAGCCAGGACAAAUCGAUAAUCAUGAAACAGUUAUUCAAUUUGAACAUUGCCAAGAAGCCGAACUCUCUCACAUCAAAAAUAGUCAAAGUUUGUCUGCUUGUGUACGCAAUGGCGGUUUGCGGAAUCAGCGCUUUACUCGUGCACGGCCAGGACUACCUUUCCGCUCAGCAUCCGCUGGUUUUGACUGUCCUAGCGGCACUUUCCAUGUCGAUGUUGAUUUUUUACUUCGUAAUAGCUUGUCAACCCAUCGAUGAGACCAAACUUACCUUUCAAGUGCCUUUCGUACCGUUCGUGCCAAUGUUAAGCAUGUUUGUGAACAUCUAUCUGAUGUUCCAGUUAGACGCCGCUACGUGGAUCAGCUUUUCCCUAUGGCUAUCAGUAGGUUUUCUGAUUUACUUCACCUACGGGAUCCGGCACUCCGCUCUGGCUUCUCGAAGUCGAAGUCCCACAUUUUCCGAAAGUCAGCUGGAAAAUCCAUUUGCUACGGCCGGAGUAGAGAAAGUGUAGUGAAUAACCAGCUGCAUCGCCAUACGAACUCGCACUCUAGUCAGUUUUCAUUCCGGGCUUAGAAAUUAGAUUUAGUGAGAUAUGAUUCAGAGUUGGUUUCUGUGAUUUUUUUUACAUUCAUAUUCAAAGAUAGACCAACUUUUAGUUGAUAUUCUCAUUGACAAAAAGGAAACUUAAACAAUCACACAUAGUACAGAAAAGAUGAAAUAUUUAUUCUUUGUGAUGUGACGAUGAUAGCAUUCAAUAAACCACACAAGUAAGACACGAA